Molecule: messenger RNA, 1668 nt
Organism: Dendronephthya gigantea
Lineage: Eukaryota; Metazoa; Cnidaria; Anthozoa; Malacalcyonacea; Nephtheidae
Product: frizzled-7-like
Exons: 2
Coding region: 78-821 (247 amino acids)
Biological process (GO): canonical Wnt signaling pathway; non-canonical Wnt signaling pathway
Cellular component (GO): plasma membrane
Molecular function (GO): Wnt receptor activity; Wnt-protein binding
Source: RefSeq, a predicted model, not a curated record
CUCCGAGUCAGUCAUUAUCAGUCGAUCACUGGACCACGCAACAUUUGGGUUCUGUCCGUUCUCGUCAAGUCAAAGAGAUGGGUCUACAAAGUAAAUGUGUAAUCAUUGCGCUCAUCUUUGUCGUUGUUAGCAGUGUGACAUUGGCAAAGAGAAGAUGUGAGAAAAUUAAGAUACCGUUCUGCAAAGGACUUGGUUACAAUACAACGAUAUUCCCGAACAAUUUGGACCAGGAUACACAAGAUGAGGCGAAGCAAAGCGCAAGUGAAUUCACAAGUCUUGUUAAAAUUCAAUGUUCGCCCGAAAUAGCCCUCUUUCUCUGUGCUCUUUACGCUCCAGUAUGUACCCAGAUGCAUAAACCACUUCCACCCUGUCGAUCUUUAUGCCAGAACGCUCGCGUUGGUUGCGAAGGGUUGAUGAACGACUAUGGAUUCAAAUGGCCGGAUCGCUUCAAGUGUAGCAACUUCCCUGAACACGGGCUCUGCAUUGGACGCAACGCGAGCAGCUCAAGUCAUGAAACACAGAAAUUAAAGCCAGGCAAGAAAGUCUCGGUGCACAAAAUCCGUAAGAAGAAAUGUGCGAAGGAGAGCCACGAUGGGAAGCUUUGCUGUAAACUUGGUCGAAGAGCGGCAAAGAAAGGUUAUUAUUGUAACUUGAGAAAAAAGGACGAUAAUGAAUCUCGCAAAACUAUCAGGUUCCGUAAAUUGGUGAUCAGAAAAUGCUCGCUCCACAGCUCGUGUUUCCGUUCGUGCUGUGAAGUUUCCUUGAGAAAACGUCGAAGCAACAAACGAAAUGCAAAACGAAAAAUCAAGAACAGAGAAUGAACAAAACUGAUGACGUGAUGCAAAAUCUUUUAGCCUGUGUAUGAAAUAUAAAGUAAAUCGCACAUUUUUUUCUAGGGGGUAGUUUAUAUAUAAUAUGUAUAAUAACAGCUGGUGAUUUACAGGGUUUCAUAUCAUAUGCUUCUUGUAAAACACUAUUUUGAACUUAACAAUCUUUAGUAUAAUAAAGAGAAUCUAACAGUAAGUGGUUCUCUCGCAGGACAAUCAUAAGCAAUUAUACGUUUGUCAUUGCAUCCAACACAACAUAGAAUUUGCGCAUGUUAAUGUGGCUCCCCGCAAUUUUCGAAAUGAACUGGUCAUUUAGUUUUUUUUUUAAAAAUUAAUUCUUGUUAGAGAACGAAAAUUGCUGCUGUUAUAUAUAGAAACAUAUUCGACUCGGUCCUCCGAUUCGAAAUUUUAAAACGUUCUCAGGCGAACGUGUUUUUACAAACUUACCGCAUGCUUUACUUCUCUAAAAAGAAACAUUUUAUGAAACAAAUAAAAAAAGGGGAACUUCCAAAAUAUCUUUAAAGUAAAACGCGUUAGAAGGAUAGAAUCACCAUUUUCUCGAUAUUUUUCGACUACCAGGAUAUGUUUGUGUCACAAUUUUUUUUCUCUAACAAGAAACCUGUUUCCAAAAAAUAGCUUAUCAAAGAGGCAGCACUGAGCGCUAUAUAGUGCGCAUGCAAAUGGUGAAUUAUCAGAGAUAAAUAUUUGCAUGUUGGUUUUGUAUUUGGAAAUAUGAAACACAGAAGUGCUAAUUUAGAUUCAGCUGAUGUAAACACACGCACCAAUAUCCGUCAAGUGGAUUUGUAAAGUAUAAUAUAAUAAAGAAAAUUAUUGAAACUUA